AGCUGGCGCGCUCCCCCGGCAUUCCAGCACGGGUACAGCUUCUGCCGGUGCAAGCGCUCGGCUGAUAGGGGCCGCGCAGCUGGGGAGGAACCUGCCCCUGGACACAGGGAGCUUUUGUUUCGAGACGGUUCAAGGAUUUGUCUUUCAGGGUGGCCGGACAUCCCGUGCCCUGCUCUUCUUCCGGUCCCCAUCCCCCUCCCCUCCCCGGAGAUGGAGCUCGACUCCUACCAGCAUUACUUCUACGACUACGACUCGGAGGAGGACUUCUACCGCUCCACCGCGCCCAGCGAGGACAUCUGGAAGAAGUUCGAGCUGGUGCCCACGCCCCCCACGUCGCCCGCCUGCGGCCCGGCGGACAAAGCCUGUUGCUCAGGCGCGGCGGGGGAGCUAGGGGACUGGUUGCCCAGCUGCUGCCUGGCGGGGGAAGAGCCCGGCGAGAUCUUCGCCAACCUGAGCGCCUUCAUCCUGCAGGACUGUAUGUGGAGCGGCUUCUCGGCCCGCGAGCGGCUGGAGAAAGCCAGGAGCGAGAAACUUUCCGUGCCAGGGGUGCCCAGGCUCGCCCCGCACAAGCCCUCCUUCGCCCAGGACCUGGGCUUUGGCCACGCCGCCACGGAGUGCGUGGACCCCGCUGCCGUCUUCCCUUGCCCCCUGGCCGAGAGCAAGAUCCCCGCCUCCUCGGGAUCUGAGAGCCAGAGUGACUCCGAAGGCGAGGAGAUCGACGUGGUGACAGUGGAGAAGAGGCAGUCGCUCAGCCUGAGGAAGCCAGUCACCAUCACCGUGCGGGCAGACCCCCUGGACCCCUGCAUGAAACACUUCCACAUCUCCAUCCAUCAGCAGCAGCACAACUACGCCGCCCGCUCCCCGCCAGACCCCUGCUCCCAGGAGGAGGCGGAGAAGGACAUCAAGGUGGAGCCUGUGAGCUCCCCGGAGGAAGCCGUGGAGAGCUCGGAGAGCUCAUCGCCUGAGCCCUGCCUGCUGAAAACCAGCAGCAGCGCCCCGAACUCUGACAGCGAGGACAUGGCCAAGCGGAAAAACCAUAACUACUUGGAACGGAAGAGGCGCAACGAUCUCCGCUCGCGCUUCCUGGCCCUGAGGGACCAGGUCCCCGGGCUGGCGAACUGUCCCAAGACACCCAAAGUGGUGAUCCUGAGCAAGGCCUCGGAGUACCUGCAGUCGCUGGUGAGCGCCGAGCGGAGGCUGGCCGCAGAGAAGAGGCAGCUGAAAGCGAGGCAGCAGCAGCUGCUGAAGCGCAUCUCCCAGCUCGAGGGGCACUAGCUACCAAAAAGACUCGACGCCUUUUGUCCAAUACCGAUUUUGCACAUCUUUGUUUUUUUGGGUUAUCGGGAACCCCCUGAACUACAGAUCCCAGAAUGCACUGCAGCCGGUGCACACAAAUAUGGCUGGCAUUCUAGGAUGCUGGAAGGACGGGUUCCCUCCCCUGCAUCUCCCUCAUCUGAGCGUGGUCUCGGGCUCCCCCCAGGACAGAGCGGGGAGUUGCUAGCUGUGGAGCCGGGCCAGGGCUCUGCCUUGGGGGAUGCUGGGCUUGUUGUCGCUGGAUGUGGCAGGUUCUGGAGCUUGUACAACCCUGAAACGGGCCGUGUAUUUCUUUGGGGUGCCCAUCUUGAGGCACCUGUGUCCUGACUCCUAGAGGUUCUGGGCUUUCCCAGCCCCUGAUGGGAGUCCACGGGGGCUGCUUCAGCUCCUCUGAACAUCAGGCCUCAGCUACCCCAAGACAGGCACUUGAGAACAGAGGCUCCUUCUUGAAACUUCAGGCCCCCCCACUGCGAGGUGGCUGGAGCGUGACCUGUUCCUGCAAGAAUCCAGCUGGCGGGACGGAUUCACUUUUGCUCUCCCGCACGUUCUUGGAUGGCGGAGCCGAGCAGCAGAUACGCGGGUCGUGCUUUAGCCCGGUCCACGGACCAUCUCCUUCCAUUUGACCGCCCAGCCUCUCUUCCCGUGAGCUGUCGCCAACUAUCCAGCCAUUGCCCCACAAUGCCCAGUAUCCUCCCCGACAUCGUUGGCACCCAAGGCCAUAUUCCUAACGGGGCCUGCCAAGCCUUUGAGUCCCUAAUCCCUACGUCAGGGUACUUGGAUCCUGAAUCCAAGGGGCGCUCCGAUCCAGUGCCUUGGUUUGGGUCCAUCUCUGUAUUUACAUGGCGACAGAUGGGGAAUGCUUUUAGUCCAGGGUUGUUCUUAAAUAUCCUCUUGUCCCUCCCCAGAGAGGGAGAGUUGAGCUCCCAACACUGGAGAAGCCCCGAGACCAGCUUGGAUGGACUAUACCUCACUUUCUUACCACUUUACACAGUAGCUUGUUUGGGAUUUUUUUUUUUUGUGUUCUAGAUCCUGCUGCUGUAACUGCCUGAGUCUUAUACUGGAGGACAUUUUUAUACUGUAUUUUUGUACCACUUUUUGGAGAAGUAUUGUUAAAGAUUUGAACUUUUUUUUUU
Messenger RNA from Alligator sinensis (Chinese alligator), 2447 nucleotides. RefSeq names its product MYCL proto-oncogene, bHLH transcription factor (gene MYCL). Gene Ontology annotation, biological process: regulation of transcription by RNA polymerase II. The coding region runs from base 211 to 1275 and encodes 354 amino acids. The record is from RefSeq and is a predicted model, not a curated record. Gene Ontology annotation, molecular function: DNA-binding transcription factor activity, RNA polymerase II-specific; protein dimerization activity; RNA polymerase II cis-regulatory region sequence-specific DNA binding. The transcript has 3 exons. Lineage: Eukaryota; Metazoa; Chordata; Crocodylia; Alligatoridae.